CGCCGUUCGGAAGAUGGCUGGAAAAGGAGAGAAGAGGAAACGGAAGUGGGUAAAAGUAGCUUUUCUGAAACUGCUUCAGCCUCAGUUGCGAAUUACUAAAGUUACUAAACAAACUUACCUAAUAAUUUUAAAAGUACACAUUUAUAUAAAUUUAAAAUAUAUUUAUAAUUUUAAUGCUAUGAUACGCAGUGUAAUUGCCAAUAGGUUUAGAUUGAACAAAAAGAGCGUUAGACACUGAUCCAAGCGUAUCCAAGUCCAUCCGUUCGUGUCUGGGUGAUUUGGCGCGUGAUUUUGUGUGAGAUGAACUUGUGCGUGCAAGCGGUUUGAGUAAAUAUGACAUAAUAGCGCCAGCAGCAAUGGAGCUUUUCGAUGCCUCAUCGCCUGGUCGUCGUGGAGGCCAGGAUUGUGGUCAGUCAUCCAUCAAAGAACUGCUGCAGCAAGUGUACAGCGCACACGUCGGCGUAGCUCAAGGCCUGCAGAAGCAAAUCUCGUCGCUGACUUCACUUGUUGCCGAGAAGGAUCGAGAGCUGCGCAAUGCUUCCUGCCAACGUUGUGCAUCCGUCAAGGACACCUUUGAGCGCUACAAGGCCAGCUACCAGCAGAUCAUCGAGAAGCUUGAGACCAAGAUUAGCCUACUUGAGGGAAAGGUUUCUUCACAAGAGAAAGAGCUUCGUGGAAGGAAUGUCAGCCCCGUUGUCAACUGCACUCCACAACGGGCAGCCAAAAGCGAGUGCAGACGGCAGUUGCUGAACUGCUCCGUCAGUCCCAAAUUGUGGGACUCUAUUCUGCAAGAAGACUCGCCGAGGGACACAAGCUGUCUUGUACCUCCCUCUCCUCCUACCACCACUGAUGAGCCUGCUGAGUGCGAGGAAGUCCUGGAGGCAGCCAUGUGCACGGCUGCCACAAAUGGUAAAGGCAAAAAGUUGCCACCCCUCGCAGUGCAGACGGUGCCGGAGACACUGGAAAUAGAACUCUGUGGUGGCAGUGCCAAGAAUGAAAUUGCGUCAUACCAGCCGCCGCUUUCAGCAAUCGCCGAGAAAGAGGAAGCCAGCUGUGAGGAUUUCGUUCGAUCGAGGGGAAAUGUUGCACCUACCGAAGUGGCAAACGAUAAAAGGCUCAUUGAUUGCACAAAGGAACAACAAAAGACAAGUGCUGAAGCAGCUGACAGUAAAUCGAGCGUGCUGGUGGUCAUUGAUGAACAGGAAGACGGCAUCACCGAUGCCGAGUCAGAGGGGUCUCCGAGUCUUCUCCAGCAGGACAAGGUUGCGCGUCCUGCGCCGCCCUGUGAGACAUGGGACGAUGACGUGGUGUCACCAACAAGUGUUGUGUCAGGCACGACUCCCGCACGAUCUCUGUCCAAAGUGCCGGGCCACCAGAUGCUCUGUGUGAUGGAUGAUGGAAACAAGUCGCCCAGUCUACUUGAUGUGUUUGCAGCACCAAAGGGCACUGUGGCCCCUGUUACGAGUGAGGCGGGGAAAGUGGCGGGCCCCUCUAGCCUACCUGCCACUGAAGUGACUGUGUCUGACGAUGACUUGGAACCCAAGUCAGCGCAGCCGAGUGGCAGCAAGCUUUCGCUGUUGAGGAAGCGGCGUGCAUCGCCAACCGAGGCUGCCGAUGUGUCCAUGGUUCGUCCUCCGAGCAGAGCAAAACGGAAAAAACAGACCAAGCUAUCUGACAGGUGA
This is a messenger RNA of Dermacentor silvarum, 1682 nucleotides long. RefSeq lists its product as uncharacterized. The transcript is spliced from 5 exons. The coding region runs from base 357 to 1682 and encodes 441 amino acids. The record is from RefSeq and is a predicted model, not a curated record. Lineage: Eukaryota; Metazoa; Arthropoda; Arachnida; Ixodida; Ixodidae.